Molecule: messenger RNA, 1461 nt
Organism: Cladocopium goreaui
Lineage: Eukaryota; Dinophyceae; Suessiales; Symbiodiniaceae
Source: the annotation of a GenBank genome assembly
AUGAGGCUUGCCGCUGGUGUCGGUACUGGAAAUUCUACAGCGAAGCAUGCCCGAUCAGUGGGUGAUCUUUUUUCAUCAGGAGUAUUCAACAAUCCAAAUGAAACUUCAGAGACUGCGAUGCACAACAAAGCCAAACGAACUGGAUUAACUCUGGGAUGUGAGAUGAGCUAUCACGAUUUGCCCAUUUGCACUGGGUAUGAUGAUGAUGGGGUCCCGGUGAUCGAGAUGAAGCCCUGGCCCUUCCUGCUUCCAAACCAAAUGGCUCAAGCGCUACUGGAUGAUGGCUUCUUGGAUAUCCUUGUGGACCUAAGCAAGAUGGAUGAAUAUUGGGCCCACAUGCUUCAGGAAUACCCUGGACAUCCUGUAAUGGAUCUCGAGAUGUACUGCAUGCACUUUAAAGGUGAUUGGAAAUACAUCUGGCAGCUUUUUUCACUGACCCGCUAUGCAAACAAAGAGCAGGUCUGCUGGAAAUGUGCAGCGACAAAGGGGACGAGCGAUGUGAACAUGUCGUACACCAACAUUGCCCCAACAGCACCGUGGCGUGACACGAUCUAUGAUGGAAGCAUUCCAUGGGAUGAACAACCAUCACUGAGCAAGCUCCCGGGCUUUGAUUUGAGGAUGAUUGGCCUAGAUAUAUUGCAUAUUUUCCAUCUGGGUGUGGGCCGAGAUUUGGUUGGUAGCACUGUACGUGUUCUGGCACGGCUACGUUUUUGGCGUGGAAACAACCUGGAUCAACAGUUGGCAUCGGCAUCGGUCUCGCUGAGAUCCUUUGCGCGUCAGUUUCGCUUGCCUCUUCGCUUGAAACGCUUGACCAAAGUGAAUUUAAACUGGAAAUCAAAUGAGGACCCGGAAGUUCACUGCAAAGGAUAUGAUACAUUUGUGCUUCUCAAAUGGCUGGAAGCAGAGAUGGAGGCGGGUGGGCGGGCAGAAGUUCCAUCAGCUCUUCGAACUCUGGUGUGGGCAUCGAACAAUGUUUUUGGAUUGCUGGCAAAUGCUGGUAUGUUUCUGACUCCGCAACAACAAGACCAAGUGAAAACUGUUGGAAAUCUUCUCAUGCACACAUACUUGGGACUGGCAGCUGCUGCACUGGAGCAAGGAGAUCGCCUGUGGAAAAUCAGGCCCAAAUGGCACCUUUUACAUCACCUUUUCUUGGAAACGGACAGAGCUUCAGCCUACAACUUUCACUAUCUCAGCACGUGGAUGGAUGAAGAUGGGGUCAAAAAAUGGAUGAACCUCAAAAAAAAAACGCAUCCUUUUCGAGCGACGGAGAGGACCAUAAACCGAUGGCUUUUAGGCCUGCGCCCCAAAUUGGAAGCCAUCUUGGCAGAGUGUCUGGAAAAAAGUAAAAGCCGCGAACCUUUGAAGCCACGGGUGUUUGUGUGUUUUUUUUUGCUGGUCUUGGGAGCAAAGACCCAAAACCCACCAGGUUUGAAACCACAUGAAACCACAAAUUUUGUUUGA